Molecule: messenger RNA, 715 nt
Organism: Oryza brachyantha (malo sina)
Lineage: Eukaryota; Viridiplantae; Streptophyta; Magnoliopsida; Poales; Poaceae
Product: 50S ribosomal protein 5, chloroplastic
Exons: 2
Coding region: 52-483 (143 amino acids)
Source: RefSeq, a predicted model, not a curated record
CCGGCCGCACGGGUGGAUAGGCCGACGGGCCGAGAAGCCAAAUCCACAGCCAUGGCGCUCCUCCUCUCCCCGACCGUCUCCUUCCUCGCCGCCUGCCCGCCUCGCGCCAGAGCUCUCCCCGCCGCUGCCGCCUCUCUCAACGUCGUCUCCGUCCACGCCUCAAGGCUUCAAUGCAAGAAUCUCGCCUCCCUUCAGAACCCUCUGAGUGCUUCUUUUACCAAUAAGAGGCCAGUUUCUGUGCAUGCCUCGGCAGAGGCUGGCGCGGAAGAAGCUGGCACAGAUCAACCAGAGGAGCCAAAACCGGCAGCUUCGAUCGAGACAAUGCCACUUGAAACCAAGCAGAAGAUGAUCAUGGAGCAGAGGGCGAAGAUGAAGCUAGCCAAGAAGCUGAGGCAGCGGCGCAGGCGCCUUGUCCAGAAGAGGCGGCUGAGGAAGAAAGGUAGAUGGCCACCAUCCAAGAUGAAGAAGCUCAAGAACGUCUAGCCAGCAAUGAUAUCAGUCAGCCAUUCUCGGUUCUUCUGUACACCUGUGUGUGUUCUGUUCAUCCAGCUCUGUCUUUGCUAAGUUGACGCAUCAGCGAAUUUUGUUGUUAAAUAUGAAACGCAACGUCUGUAAAAUGUGAUUAUUUCUUUCUCAAUGAAGUUUCUUAUAUUCUUUUAGAGAUGGUUAAACCGGUCAUUGCUAAAAAACACACAAAGCCAGCGUUGCACAAAAA